Molecule: messenger RNA, 2061 nt
Organism: Balaenoptera acutorostrata (minke whale)
Lineage: Eukaryota; Metazoa; Chordata; Mammalia; Artiodactyla; Balaenopteridae
Gene: HDAC2
Product: histone deacetylase 2
Exons: 14
Coding region: 267-1733 (488 amino acids)
Molecular function (GO): histone deacetylase activity
Source: RefSeq, a predicted model, not a curated record
CUGCCCCCUCCCCCUCCCCAGUGUCGCGAGUUGGCGCCGCUGCCACCCCCCGGUCUGCGCUCUUGGCCACUCGGCCGGGCGGUACCGAGCCCUCCCGGCACUCCCCUCCUCUCUUCCCUCCGACCCUCCGGCCUGCCUUUCCCCGCGGCACUGCCACCCCCACACCUUCGCCCCAGCCCUCUUCUCUCCCCGCCGAGCCGCGGCGGCAGCAGCAGCAGCAGCAGCAGCCAGAGGAGGAGCCGGAGGCGGCGGUGGCCGGGGAGCCCAUGGCGUACAGUCAGGGAGGCGGCAAGAAGAAAGUCUGCUACUACUACGAUGGUGAUAUUGGAAAUUAUUAUUAUGGACAGGGUCAUCCCAUGAAACCUCAUAGGAUCCGCAUGACCCAUAACUUGCUGCUAAAUUAUGGCUUGUAUAGAAAAAUGGAAAUAUAUAGGCCCCAUAAAGCCACUGCUGAAGAAAUGACAAAAUACCACAGCGACGAGUACAUCAAAUUUCUACGUUCAAUAAGACCAGAUAACAUGUCCGAGUAUAGUAAGCAGAUGCAGAGAUUUAAUGUUGGAGAGGAUUGUCCAGUGUUUGAUGGACUCUUUGAGUUUUGUCAGCUUUCAACUGGUGGUUCAGUUGCUGGGGCUGUGAAGUUAAACCGACAACAAACUGAUAUGGCUGUUAACUGGGCUGGAGGAUUACAUCAUGCUAAGAAAUCAGAAGCAUCAGGAUUCUGUUAUGUUAAUGAUAUUGUGCUUGCCAUCCUUGAAUUACUAAAGUAUCAUCAGAGAGUCUUAUAUAUUGAUAUUGAUAUACAUCAUGGUGAUGGUGUUGAAGAAGCUUUUUAUACAACAGAUCGUGUAAUGACUGUAUCAUUCCAUAAAUAUGGGGAAUACUUUCCUGGAACAGGAGACUUGAGGGAUAUUGGUGCAGGAAAAGGCAAAUACUAUGCUGUCAAUUUUCCAAUGAGAGAUGGUAUAGAUGAUGAAUCAUAUGGGCAGAUAUUUAAGCCUAUUAUCUCAAAAGUGAUGGAGAUGUAUCAACCUAGUGCUGUGGUGCUACAGUGUGGUGCAGACUCACUAUCCGGUGAUAGACUUGGUUGCUUCAAUUUGACAGUCAAAGGUCAUGCUAAAUGUGUAGAAGUCGUAAAAACUUUCAAUUUACCAUUACUGAUGCUUGGGGGAGGUGGAUACACAAUCCGCAAUGUUGCUCGAUGUUGGACAUAUGAGACUGCUGUUGCCCUUGAUUGUGAGAUUCCCAAUGAAUUGCCAUAUAAUGAUUACUUUGAGUAUUUUGGACCAGACUUCAAACUGCAUAUUAGUCCUUCAAACAUGACAAACCAGAACACUCCAGAAUAUAUGGAAAAGAUAAAACAGCGUUUAUUUGAAAAUUUACGCAUGUUGCCACAUGCACCUGGCGUCCAAAUGCAAGCUAUUCCGGAAGAUGCAGUUCAUGAAGACAGUGGAGAUGAAGAUGGAGAAGAUCCAGACAAGAGAAUUUCUAUUCGAGCAUCAGACAAACGGAUAGCUUGUGAUGAAGAAUUCUCAGAUUCUGAGGACGAAGGAGAGGGAGGUCGUAGAAAUGUGGCUGAUCAUAAGAAAGGAGCAAAGAAAGCUAGAAUUGAAGAAGACAAGAAGGAAACGGAGGACAAAAAAACAGAUGUUAAAGAAGAAGAUAAAUCCAAGGACAAUAGUGGUGAAAAAACAGAUACCAAAGGAGCCAAAUCAGAGCAGCUCAGCAACCCUUGAAUUUGAGAGUCUCAUCACUUUCAGUGAGAAAAUAUUGGGAAGAAAAAUGUUUUCUUUUUGAAGACUUCUGGCUUCAUUUUAUACUACUUUGGCAUGGACUGUAUUUAUUUUCAAAAUGGCUUUUUUGGUUUUGUUUUUCUUGGCAAGUUUUAUUGUGAGUUUUCUAAUUACGAAGCAAAAUUUCUUUUCUCCACCAUGCUUUAUGUGAUAGUAUUUAAAACUGAUGUGUUAUUAUGUCAAAAAACUGCUCUAUUAAAGAAGUAAUUGGCCUUUCUGAGCUGAUUUUUCCAUCUUUUGUAAUUAUCUUUAUUAAAAAAUUGUACUUGGA